Molecule: messenger RNA, 1533 nt
Organism: Condylura cristata (star-nosed mole)
Lineage: Eukaryota; Metazoa; Chordata; Mammalia; Eulipotyphla; Talpidae
Gene: VNN1
Product: vanin 1
Exons: 7
Coding region: 1-1533 (510 amino acids)
Molecular function (GO): hydrolase activity, acting on carbon-nitrogen (but not peptide) bonds, in linear amides
Source: RefSeq, a predicted model, not a curated record
AUGAUUGCUUCUCAGCUGCAGACUUCUGUGUCAAUAUUGGUUUUCUGUGUCUUAAAAGUCAGCAGCCUGGACACAUUUAUUGCCGCUGUCUAUGAGCAUGCAGUGAUUUUGCCUAAUUCCACCCUCAUCCCUGUGGCCCAUGAAGAGGCACUGGCAUUAAUGAAUCAAAAUCUCGAUCUGUUAGAGGGAGCAAUCACAUUAGCAGCAAAGAAGGGUGCACACAUUAUUGUGACUCCAGAAGAUGCUCUUUACGGCUGGAAUUUCAGCAGGGAAUCUAUUUACCCAUACUUGGAAGAUAUUCCAGACCCUCACAUGAACUGGAUCCCUUGCAACAAUCCCAACAGGUUUGGCUACACUCCGGUGCAAGAAAGACUAAGCUGCCUGGCCAGGGACAAUUCCAUCUAUGUCGUGGCAAACAUUGGGGACAAGAAGCCGUGCAAUGCCAGUGACCGGCAGUGCCCCCCUGACGGCCGUUACCAAUACAACACUGACGUGGUGUUUGAUUCUGAGGGCAGGCUGGUGGCGCGCUACCAUAAGCAAAACCUCUUCUUGGGGGAAGACCAGUUCAAUGCACCCAAAGAGACUGAGGUGGUGACUUUUAACACUACCUUUGGAAAGUUUGGCAUUUUUACAUGCUUCGAUAUCCUCUUCCACGAUCCUGCUGUCACCUUGGUGAAGGAUUUCCAUGUGGACACCAUUCUCUUCCCCACAGCUUGGAUGAAUGUUCUGCCACAUUUAUCUGCUAUUGAGUUUCAUUCAGCAUGGGCAAUGGGCAUGGGCGUCAAUUUCUUGGCAUCCAACUUACACUACCCCUCAAAGAAAAUGACAGGAAGUGGCAUCUAUGCCCCAGAUUCUCCCAGAGCAUUUCAUUAUGACAUGAAGACAAAGGAGGGAAAACUCCUCUUGUCGCAAAUGGAUUCUCAUCCUCGCCAGCCAGUAAUGGUGAAUUGGGCAUCUUAUGCCAAUGGUGUAAAAGCUCUGUCAAAGGGAAAUGAGGAAUUUAAGGGCGUUAUCUUUUAUGAUGUAUUCACCUUCUUGGAGCUCAGAGGAGUCACAGGAAACUACACAGUUUGUCAGAAAGAUCUCUGCUGUCACCUAACCUACAAGAUGUCUGAAAAGAGACCAGAUGAAGUUUAUGUCCUAGGGGCAUUUGAUGGACUGCAUAUUGUAGAAGGAAGCUAUUAUUUGCAGGUUUGCACUCUGUUAAAGUGUAAAUCAACAAACUUAGAUUCUUGCGGUCACUCAGUCGAAAGUGCUUCCACCAGGUUUGACAUGUUCUCCCUCAGUGGGACUUUUGCGACCCCGUAUGUCUUCCCUGAAGUGUUGCUGAGUGAAGUCCAGCUUGCACCUGGAGAAUUCCAGGUAUCAAGUGAUGGAUGCUUGUUUAGUCUGAAGCCACCAUCUGGACCGGUCUUGACAGUAACUCUGUUUGGGAGGUUGUAUGAGAAGGAUCAGGAAUCAAAAGCUUCACUAGACUUAAGGAUACAAGAACUAAUAGUAAUAUUCAUAGCUUUAAUGACUAUUGUGUAUUAA